This is a messenger RNA of Pelodiscus sinensis (Chinese soft-shelled turtle), 1627 nucleotides long. The record is from RefSeq and is a predicted model, not a curated record. Lineage: Eukaryota; Metazoa; Chordata; Testudines; Trionychidae.
AAUGUGGAGAAUUGUAUAUAAUUUGAGUUGCUGUUGUGGGAAAUAAUUGUGAUUUGUAUUUGAGGAAAUUACUGUUUGUAUCAUGGCUUGUCUGUCAGGUUUGUUGGGCUCUGGCUCAGAAGCCUCUAGCUCAGAGGCAGCAACCUCAGCAGAUGAUUGGGCAAAAGCCAUGGGGCAAAUCUUGGAGAAAUGUGUGCUAUCCCAUGCUAUGGCAAGCUCCUAUUGUAACUUAAGAUUAUUCCAUGGGGAAGAGGAGUUUGAACCCUGGCUGGAACACACCACUGAAAUCCUAGAGCAGUGGGCUGUCCCAGACGGAGAAAAACGAAGAUGUUUAGUAGACAGUCUCCGGGGCCCAGCUUUAGAUGUGAUUCGCACCUUGAAGCUCACUAACCCUGAGGUCAGUGUAAAGGACUGCCUAGAGGCCCUCACUCGCACCUUUGGGAGCAUGGAGGGUCCUGAAGACAGUUUUUGUAACUUUCUCAAUGCUAAGCAGCACCGGGGAGAGAAGGUCUCAGCCUAUGUACAGGGGUUGGAGAGGCUGCUGCAGAGAGCUGUCAUUAGGGGAGCCGUGACUGCUGAGCAGAUGGACCAGACCAGAUUGGCUCAAAUUGUAAGAGGAACUGCAUAUUACAGCCCGAUUCUACUAUGCCUCCGGCUAAGAGAACAACAGGAACACCCCCCUACAUACUCCCAACUGAUAAAGGAGGUCGAGAGGAGGAAGAAAGGCAAGCUUCCAGUGGGCUUUGGGAGGCCCAGAUGUUGAAGCCAACCAGCGCUGCACCCCGACAAACAGCCGGCGUGCUGGUCGUGAACACCAGAGGAGACAUUGCCCAGCAAGUUCAGGUCCUGACAGAACGGAUUGCUGAGUUGCAGAGAGCCAUUGGCCAAGCAAGGAUUUGCAGGGAUGAAGAACCUCAGGCUGUGGUGAUGGAGAAGUCAGCGCCUGGAGCUGCCAUCUCACCCAGCCGAAACAGGAAAGGAACAUUCUUCUGCUACCAGUGUGGUCAAGAUGGGCACAGGGCUGCACGUUGCCAAAAUGAGGAAAACCCCAGUUUAGUUUAUGGAAAGCUGAGAAUCAGUCACGAGACGGUCGGGGGACAGGGACAACCCAGGCCCCCAGGAUUUGACAGAUUCCCCAGAAAAGACCACUCAUCUAGGAUCCCUUCAGGACUGAUAGGGCCUCGAGCAGAGGUCACCGUAAGGAUUGAAGGGGCAGAGUGCAAAGCAGGGCUUGAUACCGGAUCGCAGGUGACAAUUAUAUUCCAGUCAUUCUACCAACAGAUGCUCAGGCACCUGCCUAUCCAGCCAUUGACUGGCCUUGGCCUGUGUGGUCUCAGCAUGAAUGAAUAUCCCUACAAAAGGUAUGUCAUAGUGCAUUUGGAAUUCCCUGAGGCGGUGGCAGGGGUAAGAGAAGAGGUGGACACAGUAGCCUUGAUAUGCCCCAACCCUAAAGGGGUCCCUGAUGUGUCGGUGCUGAUAGGGACCAACUCCAGUCUCUUCAAGGUGCUCGCAGAAUACUGCAGACGACGGGCCUGAGGGGGCACCAAAGCCGAGUGAGCAGAGUAGUUAAAAAGGUGCGGUAGGUACUGAUAGUGCGUGGACACUGGCAUCCCAAUGUACUGAUCCC